UAUCCAACGGUUUCUUUGCAGACAAGGCAGGAAAAUCAGAACAACCAAGAAGAUCAAGGUCAGAUGAAGGUAAUGCAUUUGGAUUACAAUCAUCAACGAAGCCCUUAGAUUUGCCAAGCAAGCAAGAAGACAGAAUUAUCAAAGAUUCCCUGAUAACAAUGCAAAAACAAACAUAUAAGGAUUUGAAUAGAGUGACACCAUCAAUCUGGCAUAAAAGUCAUAUCGUAGAUAUUGCAGACACAUUUACUGAACUCAUCUUACUUCAGUCAACAAGAAAAGACAAAAGAGAACAAGUCAAAGAAAAAGAAAAAGAGUAUACAGAUGGAGAAUAUACAAAUGAAGAGUAUACAAGUGAUGAAGAACAACAAAUAGAACAAGAACAAGUCAAGUCAACAAGUAUAGUACAGGCAGGUAAACCUGCAUCAUUAACAGAGGUAUUAGGUCUUAUUAAAUCAACAGAUGCAUGUAAGGUAUUAAUAACAGGGAAGGGAGGAAUGGGCAAGACUACUCUCCUUAAAUAUAUUGCUUAUCAAUGGGCUACUGAUGAUAAACAUGUCUUUGCUGAUAAAUUACUAUUUCUGAUGAAUAUCAGGGAAAUUAAAGAAUGUGUAAAGUUCUUAGACAUAAUUAUGGAAAAAAUUGAUUCAAAUGCAAUAAUUAAAAAGAAUGAUUUGAAUGGUCCUGAUUCAGUUGAAAAGUUCUUGGUGAAACAUGACAAAGAAGUAGUAAUUUUUUUAGAUGGAUAUGAUGAGUUAGAAACAAAUACUAAAGACCCAUUAGAUCUAUUUAAAGGAAGUGAAUUGCAAAAAAGCACUGUGGUGAUAACAUCUCGACCUGACAACACAUAUGAUUUGAUUAAUUGCUGUGAUGUACACAUUGAAGUAAAGGGUUUCAGUCCAAGAAACAUAAAAAAAUAUAUUCAAAAACAUUUUCAUUCAAUUGGUGCAACCAAAUAUGGGGAAUCGCUAAUAAAAGAGUUUAAACUUGAUUCAGAGUAUUUGAAUUGUGCUCAUCUCCACUGUUACUGCUGAAAAUUUGUACCAUAUGGAAACAAAAAUCUAGUCUUCCCUCAUACAUGUCAGAUCUUUUCAAGGACAUCAUUCUUUGUACUUUAAACAGGACUAGCAAUGAAACUGCAAUUCAUAAGUUUGACAAAAUUCCAGAUCAAUUUAAAUCUGCCAUUUUAGUUUUAGGAAAAUGUAUGUAUAAAGGACUAAAGAAAAAUGCACUAUCUAUUGACAAACAGUAUUUGUUAGAGAUGGCAGAUAGUGAAAAACUAGUAGAUUUAGCACUGAAACUUGGAUUUGUUUAUGAAGAUACCCCUGUUGAUCCAGGUGAUACAAGUGAGAUGUACACACCCCCACACAAGUUAAUUUCAGAGGCAUUAGCAGGGUUUUACUUGGCUAGUCAAACUCAGGAAGAUCAUUUGACAACAGAGGAGUACGAGGUGAUAAGGUCUAAUGAAUAUCUACAUAUGACAAGAGUGUUCACAGUAGGAUUUCUUGGUGCUAAAGCUGGUAAAUUGCUAAAACAUUGGUUCAUAAAGAGGGCCUCAAAUUUGUGCUCAAUAGCACAAUGUUUUAGACAUGUGAAAGAUGAACAUGAACACCAUGUACUACAGGAAUUGGAUAACAACAGUGAAAUGAGAGCAUGCUGUGAGCAAAUAUGUCAGUCAUUCAAAAGAAUUCUUAAUAACGAUGACAUCAAAAAUAUGCAUUUAUUCAAACUUAUGUGUUACAUUGAAACACAUGAAAUCGAGCUUAAAAAGGCACCAGUCUCUAUGAUAGAUACAUCUAGUGAAGAGUCUUUAAGAAUUUCAUGCAGGGAUUUUGUACACAGCUCAGUUGUAGCACAAGGAGCUUGGCUAACAAAACAUUUUUUUAAAUAUAUUUCAAAUUGGGGAGAAAAAAGAAUCAAAAUUCUUUCAGCUGCAAUGAAAAAUAUAGAUAUGACAUAUAACCAAAUGGUAAUGAACUUCAGGUUUACCCUUAAAGUUAGUUCUUUUUUUGUAAGUCAUUUCUUAGAACAUGCAAGAAACCUAUCUUGCAUAACAUAUUGUCAAGCUUCUGUACUCAGUGAAGCUAUGAAUGAGUUACACAAAACUCACACUAAGUUGAAAUUAACCAAACUUACUAUUAACCAUCUACAGAAUACUGAUGGCGGUUUACUAGAAAAACUGUUUGAAGUGGCUCCUAAACUGCAAUAUUUAAAGGUAGCCAGUGGUAAACUAUCAGGCAGCAUUAUUAAAAGGAUUAAAUAUUGUCGUAGGAGGAAUGUAGUAUUUAGCAGACGUCUAUUGAGGCAAAAGUUAAACCUUUCAGAUAUUGAUAGUGAAUCACUUGCAACAUUUAUAUGGGUAGUUAGUCAGAGCAUAU
This is a messenger RNA of Anneissia japonica, 2375 nucleotides long. RefSeq lists its product as uncharacterized. Lineage: Eukaryota; Metazoa; Echinodermata; Crinoidea; Comatulida; Comatulidae. The annotation marks the transcript as partial. The transcript is spliced from 3 exons. The record is from RefSeq and is a predicted model, not a curated record.